GUCAACCGUCGGUGACGUCACGGACGGUUUUCCUGGUGCGCUGUUGUAACAAACACUUCUUGAGCAUGACGGGGAGGCUAUAGCUAAUGGCUCGUGUAGCAUUGACUAUUAGCUUAAAAACUAGACUACAUAUAAUUUUGCUUUCUUUUCUUUAGAGUUUCGCAGUGUUUCUGAAGGGUUAAAAUGUGAUAGUAAUUCUCGUGUAGGCGUUUUAUUCUACACUGCAGUCUUGCCAGUCAUUUGGGGCUUUUGACUGAAUAACCUUCACUACAUAAGUUUUAGCCUAACGCUGGAAAAAAGCUGACCCUAUUUAAAGUUCCAGAUGGACAAAAACACGCGUAAAGUUCGGAACCAGGACAUCAACCCGUGCAUCGAGGAAAGCGACAACUCCCAGAAGUGUAUGGAUGCCUACAACUAUGACAAGAGCAUGUGUUCCGCCUAUUUCCAGAGAUACAAGAACUGUAGGAAAUAUUGGCACAACAUCAUGGUGCAGAGGCGGAGGGACGGCGUGAGGCCGGACAUGCCCACCGCAGCCGAGAGGCUGGAGAUGAUCAACGCCAUCGGAGGGAAACCCUACUAAAGGGACCCGCUGAAAACCAGGAAACCGGAAAAGGAGCCCCGGCAGUAGGACUUCACUGGAGCAGCUCUUCCCCACAGAAGACCCGUUCUGGAUCUGACCGCUUUCCUGUGGAAAAGCAGCUGUUAGCAACACAGUAUUUAUAGAGAGAUAUUUAAUUGCUGUAAAGGUUUUCUUAUUUUUGCCAUGAGAUCUGCCUGUGUUGAUUUAUAAUCGUGUUUAUUCACUCAGAAUGUGAACGGUGCUCAUAUCUCAUGAAAUCAUGAUGUCAGAGACCCACUGCCUGUCUGCAGGAGGCCGUGGGCCCUCCGGAAAAGGGACUGUCUGAAAUUCAAAGAGAUCUGGACACUCACUCUGCUUGUUACAUGUCCAGCUCCACACACUGUUCAUGUGUCACCAACAUGUCCUUAUCCAAUUAAAUAUUUUA
Messenger RNA from Menidia menidia (Atlantic silverside), 1004 nucleotides. The record is from the annotation of a GenBank genome assembly. NCBI's taxonomy places the organism in Eukaryota, Metazoa, Chordata, Actinopteri, Atheriniformes, Atherinopsidae.